This is a messenger RNA of Archocentrus centrarchus (flier cichlid), 5349 nucleotides long. It is a transcript of the gene znrf2b, whose product is annotated as zinc and ring finger 2b. Gene Ontology annotation, biological process: proteasome-mediated ubiquitin-dependent protein catabolic process; protein K48-linked ubiquitination. Gene Ontology annotation, cellular component: cytoplasm; membrane; intracellular membrane-bounded organelle. The transcript is spliced from 5 exons. The record is from RefSeq and is a predicted model, not a curated record. Bases 627 to 1277 code for a protein of 216 amino acids. Gene Ontology annotation, molecular function: ubiquitin protein ligase activity. NCBI's taxonomy places the organism in Eukaryota, Metazoa, Chordata, Actinopteri, Cichliformes, Cichlidae.
CGCUGCUGCGGUCCCGCUCCAGUGCAGCCACUGGGGACUAAACGCCGCAAUGGCUUUAUUUUGAAACUCCAGGCGGAAGCCCCCGUGAGCCUACCUAGCUUGGCAGCGAGCCUCGUUGCUGCUGCUGGAGCUGUUCCGUGCAGGACUUUCUCUUCCAUCACUUCCUUCUCUUGAGCAAUGUGUGGUGAGGCAGGGGGGUGUGAGGAGCGCGACUCUUCGCUGCUUCGCGCGGCUCAGGAGCCAUGGCGGAGCGGGUACUGAGGACGAACCAGCGGCCGGAGCACGGCGGGUCACCGGGAGCGGCUGAGCAGACGGGGAAGGACCCGCGUUAUUACCUGCAGCGGGGCCACUACAACUCCUAAUGACGGAAAGCGAUGGUGACGCCCGCUGAACUUUUCCGCACAUCUUCAGCUCUGCUCUCGCACGGCCGUUUUAACUUUUCACUAACGGACAGCUGUCGGAGCUCGAUGGUUUCGUAGCGACACGGAGUUUGGUGUGCUCUUCUCUUCUUCCAGGACGCUGUCCCGUAAAGCCAUCUGCCUCUAGCAGAAAUCUGGCUUGCUGUCCUGCAGUAAGCUCGCAAAGCGCCUCCUUAAUUUUUCAAAGCCGACUCAGUAGAGGUUAACAUGGGGGCAAAGCAGAGCAGCCCCACUGCUAAUCCAGCUGCUAACGGACGUACCAGAGCCUACUCCGGCUCGGACCUGCCCUCCAGCACGUCCGGCAGCAACGGUGGCAGGACUGCCGCACGGGGGGUGAGGUACCACGGUGCGUCCGGAACCUCCGGAGCCGGCACCAGCCAGCAGCUCGGAGCCAGGGCCAGGUCUGUGGGGGGCUCCAGUGCCAGACCCCACUCUGGCAUUAACAUUCCAAACAGCAGCGGAGCCUACAGCUCCCCGGAGUCCGGCGGCAGCAGCCCGGAGGAGGGGGCAGACAGGGAGCGCUCGGGCGGAGGGCACGAAGGUCCCCGGCUGUUGAUUGGAUCGUUACCAGCACACCUUUCGCCUCAUCUGUUCGGAGGCUUCAAGUGCCCCGUGUGCUCCAAGUUUGUGGCUUCAGAUGAGAUGGAUCUUCACCUGGUUUUGUGUUUAACUAAACCCAGAGUCACAUACAAUGAGGACGUCCUGCCCAAGGAUGCAGGAGAAUGUGCCAUCUGCCUGGAGGAACUGCUGCAGGGAGACACCAUCGCUCGCCUGCCCUGCCUCUGCAUCUACCAUAAAGGCUGCAUCGAUGAGUGGUUUGAGGUGAACAGGUCCUGUCCUGAGCAUCCAUCCGAUUAAAGCUUUCAUUGUACAGGUACAUGAGAGGUCCACUAGAGGGACCUACAAACUGAAGUCCCUGGAUCCAGGGAGACCGCUGGACUCUGUGACCACUGUGAUCAGUUAACCCCCGCAGCCCACCCACCCACCCAAUAAUGUAGUACCACAGUGUGCCAAAUCUCAUUUAAACAAUCUUCAGGGAUACAAACUUUGUGUUUUACGUUUGAGUUGCACAUUUACACUCAGCAUCAGAGCUGACAGACUCAUGUCCACCUCAUAUCCUCUCCAGCCCUGACAGUGGGGGCCAUUAUGGCAGACAGGGCUCUUCUUCCUGAGGGGGAGGUGUCAGCUGUUUGUACAGCAGAAUGGUGGAGGAGGUAGAGGUGAGUUGGAGGGAGAUGGUGGCAGACCUGCUCCGACUCGGCUCCUCCCCUCCUUCAGCAUCAGUGUCUCCCAGUGCCUUGUUGUAGCGACGCCCAGUACGCAGCAGACGGGACAGGGGAGUCCAGACUGUGAGCAGAGCCGGCUGCCCCCCCACAGGACCAUCUCACCACUACUCCCAUUCUACCAGGGCAGGAGAAACAAGCCAGAGACGGUCUGUCUGCAUCUGCAGCUUCUCAGAACUGACACUGCUGCUGCAAAAAUGGUGCCAACCAACUGUGAAUAUUGUCAAACGCUCAGUUAUCAGUGCUUUUUAAUCACAAACCACAGAGUGAAGGUCUUCAGGUACAGAAACCUGACCCCAACGCUCACCAGCCUAAACCCACUGCAGCAUAUUGCUGCCACCAGGAGGAGAAAAAAAAUCUCUCUUCUCUGGCAAGAAAACGUUCCUGUUGGACCUCGAUCUUCUGUAUGUCCGAACAAGAUAUUUUUUAUGUGACAGUGAUUUAUAACAGCAUGCAGAAGUUCCUCUGUAUUACAACUUAGGCUAAAUUAUUAUCCACUCAUCCUCUUUCUUAACUGCUUGUCCAGCUUACGUUGUGUCCACGCUGGAAGCGAUUAGCUCGUUGCGCUUCGUUUUGGAGCUGGCGGCUGCUUAUUUGCAGACAAUUCCAACUUCGGUUGGCUGGGUAACCCUCUGAUGUAUUUACUUCCAGGUCAUAUGUCAGUCAGCAGUAUUCUUCAUCCUCCUUUCAUGAUAUGCCUGGAAUACCUACUUUGGGAGGCAAAGGCAUCAUUAGCGUAUCAUCCCAACUAAAGUCUAAAACCCCGUCCACAUAUGAGGCCAUUUGCCCGUCACACACUCUGUGUGUGGCAUUGACGUCUCUGCUACAUUGUUGUCAUUCUCUUCCUGUGUGGACGCCACUUAAGCCCAGAGGCACAUUGGAGGAAACUCAUAUCAGGUGCCUGUGUCCGUGAUCCUUUCCUUCGAUUACUAUUAGAGCUCACGAGCAAAGGUAGAGAUAGAAAAAUCAGCAGUAAAGUGACCGUGUGGGAAUUAAAGACUAGCGCGAUAUACAGUCACCAAAUGUUACCUAUGAUAACAGUGGCAUCACAAAACAGCAAUACAUCACUGUAUCCAUGUGACUGAAGAAGACAAAAAUAUUUAUUCUCAGAAUUGCUGUGUCUGUGUGCAUAUUGUUUAAGAAUUUUAAUCAUUUGAUUAGUUUUCUGCUUUCCCCUGUAGUCCUCACCGUCAGCAGGUAUUCCCCCUGUGAGUCUCUUGUCCUUUCAUUCACUUUCAUUUAUCUUUGUUUGUUUGGGUAGUCCACAAGGGAAGGGGUCAUGAAGUAGUGACCUGUUAAGACAGAUUAUUGGAGGAGUUUAUGUAGUGCCCACAUGCUUUAUUAACAGUAUCGAGUAUUGACAGUGUAUCCCAGUGUAUUGCCAUAUCAAUCGUUUGUCCUAGCUGGAAUAAGCUCCAGCCAUCCCACAACCCCGUAUUUUGGAUAAGUGGUUAAUAAAAUGGAUGGACGGAUAUUUCGUCCCUGUCCUAGUAAAGAUGGAACUUCACCUUCACCACGACAGACCAGAACAGCUUCAGUUCCACACCUGUCUUCAUCAGACCCUGAGAUACUUUGUGUCCACCAGCAAGUGGCAGUCCACAGUGUUCCAGCAAAGCACCAGGAACAUGGAUUUUAAGGUAUAUCGUCCAGGCUGCUUUACAUUUGGCUGCAAGCCACUCCAGUCCGUACUGAGGAAGACAGUUCCCUGAUGAACCCAGCAGGAACACAUAUUUAGCCCCAGGGCAAACAGCAUGUGAAUAAAAUAUGUCCCCACAUAAAUAAUAUCUUGUUCCAUCUCAUAACGAGAAAAGGUGGGAAAGCAUUUGAAGACAUUGAGUUAUUACUUUUUAACUUUUAGCUUUGUGUUCAUUCCCUUCAGUUGUUUUUUUUUUAUCAAGUCUGUCAAGCUUUGUUAAUUUCUGCAUUGUAUCAUAAUUGUAGCAGCUGCAGGUGAACUGGCUGCUGCUCAGAGUGGCAUGUGUGAGCCGGUUUACUCAUGUGGACUUGCAGGACUUGAAAGGCACCAGGAAAACAACACUGAACUUUCUGGUGUUUUGCUGUGACUUCAGUUUCAGUGACUUAUUAGUUUUACUAAAACUCUGUGCUGUGAACAGCUGAGGAAUGUUGCAUUCGCACUGGGAGUCGGCAACUUGUUGCUGUUGGUUUGUGAACUGGAUUUCAGUGGAUUGCUCUCGGGUCCUGGCAGCUUCAACAAUCCAAGUGCUAAGGCUGAGGAAACUUAAGCAAGACAGAACUGGAGGGACACUGGGUCAACUGGACCUGACACCACUGAGCCAGGCUGUUUUGGGGUUAGGUGUGCCUGAAGACCUCACUGAGGAACUGGAGUGGACAGACUUUUAAUCCAGUAAAAAAUAAAAACAACUCUUCCUUGACAUUGAUUUCACCAACGAGCUCACUUUCAGCCUUAGAGGAUGAGCUAAGCUCAUCAGUGGAAUCAAACCCAUCCACUGAUUCAGGGCAUGUGUGGAUCCCAAAGCUCCAAAACAUCUGAAAUGUGUCAUCCGUUUCCCUCACCAUCUCUCUUUCCUGUGACUCCAGUACUAAAUCCACCUCUUGUUCCACCACCCUGGAGAUCGUGUUUAUGCUGGAAAAAUAAUGAAGCUGCUUCAUUGCUUCCUUCAUGGCAACUUUAAAAGCAGUCUCAUGUAAUUGCAGCUUCAUGGGGGUUUAAUGAGGGCAUGAUGAAGUUUCAUUGCUUCAGUGCUUAACAUUCAGCCUACUCCUCAGUGGAUCGAUCCCCAACACCUCCGGUCCAUGUGUCGACGCAUCCUUAGGCAAGAUACUGAACCGCAAGUUACCCCAAUGCAUCCAUAGGAGUGAGUGAGUGUGUGAAUAUCAGAUACAAUCACUGUAUGAGUGUGAUUGGGUGAAUGAGACUUGUAUCAGCACAUGCUCAAAUUGAGUAGAAAGGUGCUAUUUAAGUACUAGUCCAUUUACCAGUUACAGACAGUUAAAGUCGUAGAAAGGCAGCCAGCUACAGAGCUUCUGUACGUAAGUUAUCUGCUGCGAUAGUCAAGUUUAGGCCUAGAGACCGGUCAGUAAUCCCGAAGCAACAUCUGGUCAGCAGGGAAAACUGUGUUCCCUGAUUCCCUAACCCGUUAGCGAGAUUGCUGGCUGUCUCUGAGAGAAUCAGUCGUUAAGUGUGUGUUGCAUCAAAAACCUCCUUGCAGUUGCGUUGGUUGCUAGCAUGGUCACCUAUAGUUUGCAUAGAAGACACUGACCUGUCUGCAAAUGCUUGCUAACCAACCACUGAGAGGCAGUCAAAAAAGAGUGCAACACAAACCAGAAACAGAGAGCGUUCCCCUUCAAAGAAGAAGUUGUGCCUUUACCACCCAAACCAACAUGUUUCACAAGGUUCAACCUUUGAAGGUGAUGGUCUGUUUCCAGCUUGUGUUGCACUUUUUAAAGAUUCACUACCGCUUGGUGUGCAAUUAGCCAGUGUUUGCAGACAAGUUAGCUUCUUCCAUACAGACUGGGUGACCACAGCAGUCUGUUAGUGACCAAAGCAAUCACAGGGAGGUUUUCAAUUCAGCACCCGAUGCCUCUUUGUGACCAGUUUCACCUAGCUACAGCAAGGAACCUCACACAACCAUUCACCAACCGGUCAGUAGAGACAAAUUUACAUU